AUGAAUGUCAGGAUCCCGGCUUCAUUCUCCCUCGCGCCUGUUGCUGAUCAUGUACAGAUCCUCGAAUGGGCCUUUGGGAAACGCAUGACUCCUGCGGAGCGUCUGCGCAAGAACCAACGUAUGCUCGACAAGGCGAUUCGUGAACUCGACCAAACGCGUGUCAAGCUCGAAAAGCAAGAGAAGACACUUAUUCAGCAGAUCAAGACGAGCGCCAAGAAUGGGCAAAUGGGCGCUUGCAAGAUCCAAGCCAAGGACCUGGUGCGCACGAGGAGGUACAUCGAGAAGUUCUAUGGCAUGAGAAGCCAGCUGCAGAAGAUCUCCUUGCGUCUACAGACGUACCGCACGAACGAGCAGAUGAUGCAGGCAAUGAAGGGAGCCACCAUGGCUCUAGGCAGCAUGAACAAGCAAAUGAACCUUCCGCAACUGCAACGGAUAGCCAUGGAGUUCGAGCGCGAGAACGAUAUGAUGGACCAAAGGCAGGAGAUGAUGGACGAUGUCAUGGACGAUGCUAUGGAUGUCGGUGUUGAAGAAGAAGGAGAUGAGGUGGUCGAGCAGGUUCUCGAAGAGAUUGGCGUGGACUUCAACCAACAGCUCGGCGAAACGCCUACUGCCUUGGGAAAUGAAGCCCAGACCGAGGGCCGGAUUGCGCAAGCAGUUGGCGGCGGGGGAGGUGGCGGUUCCCAUGGGGGCGAUCCCGUGGAUGAUGACCUUCAAGCGCGUCUCGACAGCCUCAGAAAGGGGUAG
This is a messenger RNA of Emericellopsis cladophorae, 744 nucleotides long. Its product is annotated as DOA4-independent degradation protein 4. Lineage: Eukaryota; Fungi; Ascomycota; Sordariomycetes; Hypocreales; Bionectriaceae. The transcript is spliced from 3 exons. Gene Ontology annotation, biological process: endosome transport via multivesicular body sorting pathway; protein transport; late endosome to vacuole transport. Gene Ontology annotation, cellular component: multivesicular body; ESCRT III complex. The record is from RefSeq and is a predicted model, not a curated record. Bases 1 to 744 code for a protein of 247 amino acids.